GAUAGAGGCGGAGGUGUCAACAGGUACUUCCUGAUGAACCAAGCUCCACUAAUCUGGGGCAGGACUUGGAAUAAAAAGCCAGGAGGGGAAGGAGACAGGAUCCAGGAUCCUGCAACUUUUGGGGGAAAAUCUUAUUCCAGGAGGGAACUAUCCCCAGUUACGAUGUUUACUAUUUUCACGGAGUUGCUAACUGUCCUACUGUUCCUGGUAUCUGCUGAAUAUCUCUUGCUCAUGUGGCUUUCCUGUACCUCCUCUGAAUACUGCUUGUUUUGGGUUUCUGCUGUUCCAGUCACUGCAGAUGGUGUGCGGAUAUCUGGAGGGAAGCCAUGCACCCCCCAUUCACAGCCGUGGCAGGCAGCUCUUUUCUCCGGCUUCAGUCUGAAAUGUGGCGGGACCUUGAUCCACAAAUCCUGGGUGCUGAGUGCUGCCCACUGUAAAAUGAGAAGGCCGUUUUUCCUCCGCCUCGGAGAGCACAAUCUCAAGCGCAUCGACUGGUCCGAGCAGAUCAAAAUUGCCUCCAAAGUCAUCGUGCACCCUGCCUAUGACCCGCAAACGAAGAACAAUGACAUCAUGUUGAUUAAGCUUCUGCUUCCGGCGUGCAUCAACGACAAAGUCCAGACUCUUCCCUUGCCCAGCAGUUGCCCAGUUCCUGGGAUGGAAUGCCUCGUGUCUGGAUGGGGUACGACCACAAGCCCACAAGUAAAUCUUCCUAACAACCUGCACUGUACAAACAUCUCCAUCAUCGAUCAUCAUGUUUGCCGGUCCAUCUACCCUAAUUUCAUCACUGAGAACAUGGUAUGUGCUGGAAGGUUGGAAGGUGGCGCAGAUUCUUGCCAGGGUGAUUCGGGCGGUCCUCUUGUCUGCAACGGGAAACUGCAAGGCAUCGUGUCCUGGGGUCCCGACGUAUGCGCACAACCUAAUAGACCUGGAGUCUAUGUUAAUGUCUGCAAAUACGUGGAUUGGAUUCAAGAAACUAUCCGCAACAAUUGACGGUUGGGUGGUUC
Messenger RNA from Sphaerodactylus townsendi, 1004 nucleotides. RefSeq names its product trypsin-like. Bases 34 to 990 code for a protein of 318 amino acids. Gene Ontology annotation, biological process: proteolysis. The transcript is spliced from 6 exons. Gene Ontology annotation, molecular function: serine-type endopeptidase activity. Lineage: Eukaryota; Metazoa; Chordata; Lepidosauria; Squamata; Sphaerodactylidae. The record is from RefSeq and is a predicted model, not a curated record.